AUAUGGUUUUUAUGUGGUACGGAGAUUAAACGUACGAACGAACUCUUCAUUCAUAUAUACUAAAAUGUUUAUAAUAUCUGGGUCAAAAAUUAAUGUAAAUUCACACAUGCUUGUUAAGUCUUUCAAGAAAAACUAUUGACAAAAAAAAAAAAAGUCUUUCAAGAGUUUUGUCGGGAUUUUUUGAUAAAAGGAAAAAAACUAUUGUAAGGGCUGAAAGAGAAAGAGAAAGAGAAAGAGAAAGAAACAUAAACAUAAACAUGUGGUUUCAUAGCUUGAGAAACUAUCAUUAAUGCUUGAUCGAGUCUUAACGAUAGUCCAGUCCAUAGAGUCACCAACUCACCAUGGACUUGGUCAAGACACAUCGACCAUCAAAUAUUUAUGGAAUCCAUUAUAUAUUUAAUUAAACAUUUUCACUUUUUUUUAACGUCUUCCUUUUUUUAUGCAGGCCCAUUAUAUUUAUAUUUCCCUAUCUAGAAAAUGAUUAGGAAGGUUUCUUCACUUUUAUGUUUGUCUGAACGGUAUGUCACGUACGUAUGAGCUUAUGCACCAUAUAAAUUAUAAUAUAUUUGCUUCGUAUUUUUUACGACAUAUAUAGCUGUGUAUUAUUGUGGCAAUUAAUGCGUGAUGUAUGUUUUUUGUGAAAUUUUAUUAAACCCACAAUAAGAUGAAAAUAUCAAACGCUAAAUCUACGUCAACAGAUUAAUAUGUUCUCUAAUUAAGCUACUUUUCGUUAGUAUUAUAUAGACAUAUUUUUCAACGUUUUUCUCUUGAAAAAGCACAUGUUGAUAUUAAUAUGUAUCAGCCCUAAAUGGUAUCUAAUCAUUUCUCUAACAGUACAUGAUCUUUAAUAAUUUGCUCCGUCUACAGAAGAUUUGACAGCGACACACAUGAAAUUUUAUAUCUAUAUAUAGAGGGUAAGGGUUUUUCCCUCAUAUAUCGAUAUAAAGGAAAAGAAAAGAAUAGUUGAAAAGAACCACUUCUCAAAUUUCAUUUCUUCCCAACCAUAGCAGCUUUACAUGGCUUCUCGACCUCCCUUUGAGACCCAUUUCUCAUCCAUUUUUGGAAGCUCCUUUCCGAGAUCAACUAGUGAUGAACCAACCGUCCAAACCUCAGGUAUAAAGCUUCCGGUGAUCGAUCUUAGCCAUCUAACUAAUGGCGAGGAAGUCACGCGUAAAAGAUGUGUGAAACAAAUGGUUGAGGCAGCAAAAGAGUGGGGGUUCUUUCAAGUUGUGAACCAUGGGAUUCCCAAAGAAGUCUUUGAGAUGAUGUUUCGUGAAGACAAGAAAUUCUUUGACCGAUCCUUUAAUGAGAAAGUCCGAGAAAAGUUUUCGGACUCAUCAAAGCAUUGUUACCGGUGGGGAAACCCUAACGCCACUUCCCCGACUCAGUACUCCUUUUCUGAAGCGUUUCACAUCACUCUUGCUGAGAUCUUAAGUUUUUCUGAUGAGGGCAACAAUUUCAGAAGAACCGUUGCAAUGUAUGUGCAAGAGGUAGCUCGAGUAGCACACAUGAUAUGCGAAAUACUGGGGAAUCAAGUGAAAGUGAACUCGAAGUAUUUCGAGAAUAUUUUUGCAUUACAAAACAGUUUUCUAAGGCUUAACAAGUAUCACCCUUGUGUUUUUGGUUCGCAAGUGUUUGGUCUGGUUCCUCAUACCGAUACAAGUUUCAUCACCAUACUCGCUCAAGAUCAAAUCGGAGGACUAGAAUUGAAGAAAAAUGGACAAUGGAUUGGCGUAAAACCUUGCUCGGAUGCUCUUACUGUGAACAUUGGUGAUAUGUUUCAGGCACUGAGCAAUGGAGUGUACCAGAGCGUUAGACAUAGAGUGAUACCUCCAGCAAACGUGGAGAGGUUGUCGAUAGCAUUCUUCAUAUGUCCCUAUCAGGAAACAGAGAUUGAAUUCUCUGGGAAUCCGAAGAAGUAUAGAAGAUUCAGUUUCAGAGAGUACAAAGAGCAGAGUGAACGUGAUGUUAAAGAAACUGGUGAUAAGGUAGGCUUGUCUAGGUUUCUCAUCUGAUCCAUCUCUUUGACCUUUGAUAUACAGAAGUUAAAAAUAAUGUUUUCGUUUUUCUCUUGCUGCUAUUCCCCAAACUCAUGAG
Molecule: messenger RNA, 2097 nt
Organism: Brassica napus (rape)
Lineage: Eukaryota; Viridiplantae; Streptophyta; Magnoliopsida; Brassicales; Brassicaceae
Product: gibberellin 2-beta-dioxygenase 7
Exons: 3
Coding region: 1017-2015 (332 amino acids)
Source: RefSeq, a predicted model, not a curated record